GUCUUACUUAAAUGAUUCUAGAAUUUUGUUGCUUGCAUGUUGUCCUAUUUUAUAGGAGAAACAAACAGGCAGAAUCAUUGUUCGUUAAUUUUUCAUGUGCAGAUUAACAAUGGCAGGGGAUUGCCAUGGGCUAGCAGAGAAGUGAAUAAUGGGACACCAUUUCCACAUCAACACUUUAAGGUUUUCCAAUAUUUAGGCUAUUACGGCCGCUGCAAUGAUUUGGAAGCAGUGAUGUUCAUUUUGGAAAACUGUGUCGGGCUUCAACAAAUCAUUAACGAUCCAGCUAUGCAACUUGGAUUGUUGCAUAUACCACUAGAUCCCGAUGAGUUGGAACAGGAAGAAGGUUGCAGAAGUUAUGCGAAGCAAUAGCUGGAACCAAUAAUUCCUUCCCACAUUACAUUGGCUAUCCGAUAGACUCUUUUAAAAAAAUGAAAUAAUGACAAAUCUAGAAUCGGGAGCUUAUCAUUAGACAAAAGUAAUACCACUUUUCUUACCGGACAAAAAAGAGACUAAGAUAUACUGAAGUGUCAAAAAUGCCCUCAAAAUUGUACUGCCGUCCAAUUCCUCGCACGCUUGAGCUUCCGUCUGUACGCAUUCAGGGACCCUCGCAGCAAUGAAACUUCACAGCGAGCACCACCAUCACAGUCUUCUUCGUGUAAUUGUGUUAUCUUCUUCGUGCGACGGGUGAGCUAUGACGAGGGACGAAGCUUCUUCGCUCUAUGCUCUUCUUCUUCGAUUUGAAUUCUCUUCUCCUGUAUCUUCUUAUCUGAUUUUGAAUCCCCUGCUUCGUGGAUGGGUUAAUAUAGCGGCGGCGGCAGAAUUCAUUUUUCAGAUCUGAGGCUGUGGCUGAUAGUUACUGCUGGGGGUCGAUGGUGCAGGAGGCGGGUGGAUGUUGGUGGGACAAGGGCGAACCAGGGGGCGGUUGCUAGGGGGCCGGGCUUUAGUGGCCAGAGCGGUGGCGAUGUCCUUGUCACGGCGGUGGUACGAUAUAACUGACAGCUCUGCGAAAUUUCCAAUGCCACUGGGAUGUGGUAAUUGCGGGGUGCAAUAGCGCUGGGCGACAGUGGACGUGGCAGGCGGCGGCGGAUGGUUCAACGGCGACUGUGGUAACAGGUGGCCGGGGCGGGGCACCAGGUCAUUUCCCUCACUGUAUGGAAGUCAGUGCAACUGCCAGUGGGGCGGCAAUGUCGGGGAAUUUGGGGGCUGAGGUUUGGGUUAGAGGCAAGCCGGAGAUGCUGGGCGCCGGAGUAAGUGCGGUGGUGGGUCACCGGCAUUGGUGGCCAGCAGUUGUGGCCGACAGUGUGGCUGCGGUGGUCACCUUAGAAGCUAUUAAUCGUAAUUGAUUGGACCGAGUAAUGGUAAUAUAUUAGACUAGAUAACUUUAACUUGUAAAAUAUUCUAAAUGUAAUUGGUCAGAUGGGGUAAUUGUUAUGGUUGGAUCGGGUAAUUGUAACUGGUGGGGUCAGAUAACUAUAAUUGAUCGGGUUAGGUAACCGUAACUGGUUGGGCGGAUAAGUGUAACUUGUGGUCUCGGAUAACUAUAAUUGAUCAAGUUAGAUAACUGUAACUGAUCGGACGAAUAAUUGUAACUGGUGGUGGG
Cuscuta epithymum is the source of this 1600-nucleotide messenger RNA. NCBI's taxonomy places the organism in Eukaryota, Viridiplantae, Streptophyta, Magnoliopsida, Solanales, Convolvulaceae. The record is from the annotation of a GenBank genome assembly.